Molecule: messenger RNA, 707 nt
Organism: Rubroshorea leprosula
Lineage: Eukaryota; Viridiplantae; Streptophyta; Magnoliopsida; Malvales; Dipterocarpaceae
Source: the annotation of a GenBank genome assembly
GUGUUGCCAUACUUCGCCGAACGGAAGACUGUUCUGAGUGUUGUCUUUUCUGGGAAGAAGGAUCGGUCUCCGGCAAGUUUCCCAGUCCAAGUGCAAAGGUAAUUGAAAUAUUUGAAUGGAGGAGGCAACCAAUAACUCUAAUCAGGAAGCUGUUCCUAAACCUCAAGUCAUAUACCGCUGUAAAAAAUGCCGUAGAAUUGUGGCUGCGGAGGAUAACAUAGUUCCUCAUGAGCGUGGAAAGGGAGAACAAUGCUUUAAAUGGAAAAAGAGAAGUGGUAAUCCUUGGGACACGGAAAAAGAACCAGCUGAAUGCUCCUCCAUAUUUGUGGAGCCCUUGAAAUGGAUGCAAACAGUGCAAGAGGGUUUUGUUGAAGAGAAACUUCAGUGCAUGGGCUGCAAAGCUCGUCUGGGUUCUUUCAACUGGGCAGGCAUGCAAUGCAGUUGUGGAGCUUGGGUUAAUCCAGCAUUUCAGUUGCACAAAGGCCGCUUAGAUGAGUGCCAUAUGUGAAUCAAACGACUUUUCUUACAUGUUAGGGAGUUAGUCUUUCUACUAUCUAAAGAAGGAAGACUAAACAUUGACAUGUAUAAAAUUUUCCAGGAGAUUAUCAUGUAGAAGUGCCUGAUCAUGGCAUUUUCCGAGAGACUUGUUAAAGUUUAGCCCCAUCCAAAAAAUUGUUAUUUAAAGUAGCGAAAAUUUCUUACUGUAU